AUGUCGAAACUCAGACACGCCUUUAGCUUGUCGAAGCAAGAGGUUAGCGAUGCGAUGCCGCCGGGGACAUCGCAUUUGAUUGACACCAACCUCGUUCGCACCGAGAGCGAGGACCACACGGUUCAGGAGAAGCACAUCCAUCUUGUGCCCGAGCCGUCUGCCGACCCGGCAGACCCACUCAAUUGGCCGCUCUGGCGGAAACAGGUCGUAUUGGUCCUGAUGGGCCUGUACGCCAUCGUCACCAACGUGCAGAGCGCCGUCCUCGCCAGUGCACUGCCCAGCCUAGUGACGGCUUUCGCGACAUUCCAUCCAGACGGGCCGCCUACCGGCCUCGUACCCUUCUCGCACCUGGCCCACCUCAUUGCCGUUAACAGCCUUAUGCUUGGCGCGUCUGCCGUGUGGUGGGUGCCGUUAUCACACACGUUUGGACGCCGACCUAUCAUCCUCGUCAACCUUCUGAUCCUCUGUGGCGGCUCGGUGUGGUGUGGCAAGGCUACGUCUUUUAAUAGUCUUCUUGCUGGGCGACUCAUUCAAGGAUGCGGUGGCGGUGCUGCAGACGCUGUCAACGCUGUCGUCAUUGGUGAGGUAUUCUUCGUGCACCAGAGGGGUCGAGCAAUGGCCGUUUACACCGUCUGCCUUGUUGUCGGUGCGCCCUUGGGUGGUCUCGUCGGCGGAUACAUCACCGGAAGCCUUGGCUGGCGCUGGACCAUGUACAUUCCCGCCAUCAUCUCCGGCAUCUUGUUCCUGAUGUGCUUCUUCUUCCUCCCGGAGACCCUCUUUGAGCGCCAUACUUCGCCAAAUGGCGCGCCGGACUCGGAGGAGAGCGCACUGGAGAAAACGGCAGCGUUUGGAGAGGCAGCCCACGCUGAACUUGCGCCACCACCAGGUGGCUACGCUCCCUUCACUUUCGCCAGAUCACUCAAGGUCGGCAUCUAUCGUCCGGGACUCCUCAAGCGCCUCUGGAUGCCCUACCUGACGCUGCGGCUCCCCGGAACGUGGAUGGUCAUCCUGCACUACGGUGGCUUGGUCGGCUUGAUCGUCACCGCCAGCGUCGUAGGCCCUCAGCUGCUCACCGCCCCGCCGUACCUCUGGGGCUCUAGCAACGGCCUCUUCAACAUCGGCGGCUUGAUCGGCGGCCUCUUGGGCCUCGUUUAUGCGUACCUCUCCACCGACUGGUGGUCUAAGCGCAAUGCCAAAAGAGAGGUCCACGGCUAUGCGGAGCCCGAGACAAGGCUGCCCCUUAUGCUGCCGUCGCUUGUCAUCGCCACCAUGGGACCUCUCGUGUUUGGCCUGUGCGCCGCGAAUCCUUCGCCGCAUGGCUGGGUCGGCCUCUGUUUUGGACUGGGUCUCAUUUGUUUCUCGCUCAUGCAGGUGGGAUCGGUCGGCUUCAACUACAUCCUGGAUGCCUAUGGAGGCCUCUCCGGUGACUGCUUCUUGUGUGUAACACUUUUCCGCGCUAUUUUGGGCUUCGUCUGGUCGUUUGUUGUCGGCACUUGGAUUGACCGUGAUGGUGUCGCGCUGGUGUUUGGUAUGUUCACACUGUUGAUGGGGGUAUUCUCCCUAUCCGUGCUGCCGGUCUGGAUCUUCGGGAAGAGGCUGCGCAUUGCAACUGCGGAGUGGGUGAGGCCGAACUUUGCUAAGCCUGAGUGA
Messenger RNA from Phialemonium atrogriseum, 1650 nucleotides. Its product is annotated as MFS general substrate transporter. Bases 1 to 1650 code for a protein of 549 amino acids. The transcript is spliced from 6 exons. NCBI's taxonomy places the organism in Eukaryota, Fungi, Ascomycota, Sordariomycetes, Cephalothecales, Cephalothecaceae. Gene Ontology annotation, cellular component: plasma membrane. The record is from RefSeq and is a predicted model, not a curated record. Gene Ontology annotation, molecular function: transmembrane transporter activity. Gene Ontology annotation, biological process: transmembrane transport.